This is a messenger RNA of Ilex paraguariensis (yerba mate), 735 nucleotides long. Lineage: Eukaryota; Viridiplantae; Streptophyta; Magnoliopsida; Aquifoliales; Aquifoliaceae. The record is from the annotation of a GenBank genome assembly.
AUUUUCCUUACAAUUAACCCAUAAUGCAAGCGCUGACGCAACGUGAAAGCAUAAAGGAGCCUGGUCAACCCUGACAGUUGACACGGCCCCCCUUUCUCCUCCUCUCCCUCUUCGCCCUUUUCAUCGUCUUCUUUAAAUACUAGCCCAACUCAGCAGGAUCUUCCAUCGAGUUCAUCUAAUUCCAGUGGCAGUCAUCAUGGCUCAGACUGUUGUCCUCAAGGUUGGCAUGUCAUGCGAAGGUUGUGUUGGGGCCGUGAAGAGGGUUUUAGGAAAAAUGGAAGGUGUAGAAUCGUUUGACAUUGAUUUGAAGGAGCAGAAAGUUACAGUGAAAGGCAACGUUCAGCCUGAAGCAGUUCUCCAGACUGUUUCUAAGACUGGGAAGAAGACUUCCUUUUGGGAAGCAGAAGCCAAGUCCGCCGAGGCUGUUGCUUAACACACUUCUCUUAAUUGCUUUAUGGAUUGAAGUGCAUUUCACGGGUUUAGAUUGGUGACUUUAUUAUGAAUAUGCCGUGGCUACGUUGUGUUUGGCAAGUCUGUAAGCUACAAUAAUAUCUUGCAUGCGCGUCGUAUGUUAUUUCCUGUGCCCUUUAAUGAACAGAAAGUGAUUGUUUUACUACUAAAUAUGUAUAGAAAAUGUAUUCCUUGGUAAUUUCUUCUACAAUGAUAUAUUACCCAUUUGCUUAUGCCGGUAGCAGAAAGCAAAGAAAAUAAAGGUUUAAGGUUUCACUAAGGUAU